This is a messenger RNA of Nylanderia fulva, 2301 nucleotides long. It is a transcript of the gene Deaf1, whose product is annotated as deformed epidermal autoregulatory factor 1. Gene Ontology annotation, cellular component: nucleus. Gene Ontology annotation, molecular function: DNA-binding transcription factor activity, RNA polymerase II-specific; DNA binding. NCBI's taxonomy places the organism in Eukaryota, Metazoa, Arthropoda, Insecta, Hymenoptera, Formicidae. The record is from RefSeq and is a predicted model, not a curated record. Gene Ontology annotation, biological process: regulation of transcription by RNA polymerase II.
GCUAUUGCGCGAACGAUUGGCAACGAAUUGCGAGCCGCAGCCGAGCCUGUACGAGCGGCGGAGAAAGAUCGCAUAUCGCUGGUGAGUUCCAUCGGAACUCCGGAACAGUCGGAACGACGGACGAAGUAGGAAGGUGGAAGGAGGCGAAGAGGCGCAGAGACGAAGGCGCGGCGCGACGAGGCGAGACGAGGCGAGAACAGCCGAAAUGGAGGAGAGCCAAACAUCGGAAAGUGUCGCCGUGCUACCGGACAUGUCCGAACCAUUGACGAGCGAGACCGAGGAGGCGACCACGCUGACGAGUGAACACGAGGCACAUCCCGUCGCGGUCACGGCGAGUGUUACUUCGGUGCCAGGCGUACCGGGCGUUUCUGGAGUUGGCGUGCCGGUUUCUCUACCCGUAGGCUCCAUCAUUGGCGUAGCGAACUCGGCCCAUGGCGCGACCUUCAACGUCAUCACCUCGGAUCAGCUACAGCUGCAAGGUUCGGGACAGUUCAAACCGAUGCUAUGCGUCGAUAAUGGAUUUAUCUGUGACUCUCGUACUGAUAAAGACUCGGAUCCACUGCGUUGGAAUGGUGAGCUGAAGACAACCCACAUAGUAAUUCAAAAUAGUACGGAUGAAACGGAAUCGGAACAAAUACAUGUUUCCACGCCUAAUUCUCAGCCAAUAUACAGUUGGUCUGAAUCCGCAAAUUUAGCGGUUUUACCUGUCAGAUGUAAGAAUACAAAUGCAGAAUUGCAUAAGAAUAGAUUCGGGUCUGGUGGCAGGGGUCGUUGUAUCAAGGCCGGCUCGGAAUGGUAUACGCCUAGCGAAUUCGAGGCUCUCUGUGGAAGAGCGUCUAGCAAAGAUUGGAAACGAAGUAUUCGAUUUGGCGGAAGAAGUUUGCAGACCCUCAUCGACGAACAAAUCUUAAAACCGCAUGCCACUUCUUGUACUUGCGCAGCGUGUUGCGAUGACGACAGUGCAACGGGACCAGUACGACUGUUUACUCCAUACAAGCGCCGAAGGAGAGCCAGGGAUCCGUCUGAUGGAGACGCUCCAUCGCGUAAACACAAAAUUGAAAAUUCGCGAGAUGGCAGCAAUAACGAAGAAAGUGGCGACGAGAUCGUCGUGCCUGACAAAGAAGUCUGGCCGCAGUUUGUUUCCACAGAUGGAUUGGUCGUACAACAAUCCCAGGAACAAGACUCUGUCGUGCAGAAUGCACAUCAAAUGGAGAAUGGUCAAAGCGAUGACAUGUUUAAGAAAUUGGACGAAUUAUCAAACAAAAUGAUAAAAUUAGCUUACGAAUUUAGACGUACUUUGGAAGAAGCAAAAGAGCUAAACAGGCAACAGAGAAGAGAGCAGGCGCUAGUUGCUCAACUCGGAGGACGAACGGACGUUAUCGAAACUGUUGGACUACAACCAGCGUCCGACACACAUAAUAAAAAGUGUGCCAAUUGCAAUCGAGAAGCAUUCGCUGAAUGUUCCCUAUGCAGACGUACACCUUACUGUACUACAUUUUGUCAGCGUAAGGAUUGGGCAAGUCAUCAAAUGGAAUGUGUGAGAGGUGCAGCCGAAACAGUGAUGCUCAUAGUAGAGAGUAGCAGCGGCGAUACGAGCGCUCUUCCAACGGCCACUACGGACCAAUAGCUAGUGUUCCUUACACCGAUUCACCAAAGGAAUAUAGAAAAUGAAGAAUCUGAUGUGGAAUCGUUUCAGCUCAAAGAAGGAAAGACUUGAAGCGUGCAAGUUACAUAAAAACAGAAAGAAUGUACAUAAAUGGAUGGUAGAAAAUAUUAUAUGUAUAUUUAUAUUGCAUAAAUAUUAUAUAUAUAUAUAUACAUAUACAGUGUGUGUGUAUAAAAUAUUGGAUGCUUUCCAGCAACAACACAUUGUGGCACAGUGUAUCAUUCUAUCUUUCAUGUUCACUGAUAUUAAAAGAAGAUAGAAUGAUACUGUGUGUCGAACUGUGUAAUGCUGGAAAACACCGAUUGUUAGCUUUUUAACGCUUAAUAACAUAUUCUUCAAGUUAAUAUCCAUUUUUCUAUAAGAAUAUAAGAGUCAUCAUUUUUGUAAUUUAUAUAUCUUCAUUAUGUUUGUUUUUUAUUGCUGCACUGGUGAACUAGUGUACACUGGUGCAAUAAGUUAAAAUGAGACAAAAAUAUUGUUUUAUUUUAACUUACUGCACUAAUUGAUCAGUACAGCAAUAAAAAACGAACCCUAUGUAUCCUUAUAACUAAACCUCAAAUUCAAAGUCUGCAAAAAGGAAGAAAAUGGAAAAUUAGUUAAAAAGAAAAUAUGAUUUUAUUUAUUUGAUCUCUGAA